AUCCAGUGGCGGCCCUGGGGGAGGGGGUCCAGGACCCAGGAACCCGAAGUAGGUGUGCAGGCCCUGGAGAAGCAGAGUCACGAGUUUGAGGAGAAUUUCUUAACCGAGAGUAAAGAAGCCUGGAGCUUGUGGCCGCGGCCCAUCUGUGCCAGGCCGCUGGGAGAGGAAAGGGGUCUUUUCUGUGGAGGAGGAUAGUAGGGAAGAGGGGCGGAGAGACAUGGAAGAUACUGGGCAGGUUUGGUAAGGAGGGAACUAAGGCCAGUCAAAUGACCCUCUUCCAGACUUAGAUCGGUUUUCUACAGUUCCUAUAGCAGCGUCUGCCCCAAUUUCAGCUGACGACUCAGGGGCCCCAGGGACUGGAAGAAAUCGCAGUGCCUGCUUGGAAAGAAGAGGUAGCGACUUGCCCCAGCCCAACCCCAGAGCGGAGAGCCUUGUUACCUGGGGUCAGCGAGCUGGACUCACUGGUUGGCAGGGGGAGUGCUGCACUUCCACGUGGCAUGAUUUCUGGAUGGGAGAAAGCCCCUGAGGGUAUAGUGCUCCGGAAUUGGGCUGCUCACAAACCAAGCUGUCUGUUUAUAUGGAGUGCCUGGAGGGCGUCUGCCAUGAGUCUGUCGCUAACUGCUAACCGUGCUAACCGGGAGAGCUGGCUGACUGGGGAGAAGACACUAACCCUGAUCUCUUGGCUAGAGGAAGUGAAGGGGCCGUGGGAUGCGGAGAGCCCCGGGCUAACUCCCGGACAGCAGAACAGAGCAAGCUGCCGACAGACGGAUGGUCGAGGAGCCCUCACCUCCCAGAAUGACCAGUGCGGCCCCUGCUAAGAAACCCUACCGUAAGGCACCACCUGAGCAUCGGGAGUUGCGGCUGGAAGUUCUUGGAUCCCGGCUGGAGCAGGAGGAGUUCCUGACUGAUGCGGAGAGGAUGAAGCUGUUGCAGCAGGAGAAUGAGGAGCUUCGCCGGCGCUUGGCCUCAGCCACCAGGCGCACUGAGGCCCUGGAGCGUGAGCUGGAAAUCGGGCAGGACAGCCUGGAGCUGGAGCUGGGCCAGAGCCGCGAGGAGCUGGACAAGUUUAAGGACAAGUUCCGCAGGCUGCAGAACAGCUACACGGCUUCCCAGAGGACCAACCAGGAGCUGGAGGACAAGCUGCACACGCUGGCCUCUCUUAGCCACAGCUGGAUUUUUGCAAUCAAGAAGGCUGAGAUGGAUAGGAAGACACUGGAUUGGGAGAUCGUGGAGCUGACCAACAAGCUGCUGGAUGCCAAGAACACCAUCAACAAGCUGGAGGAGCUCAAUGAGCGGUACCGGCUGGACUGCAACCUGGCUGUGCAGCUCCUCAAGUGCAACAAGUCUCACUUCCGUAACCACAAGUUCGCCGAUCUGCCCUGUGAGCUACAGGACAUGGUUCGGAAACAUCUGCACAGUGGUCAAGAGGCUGCCAGCCUGGAACCUGCCCCUAGCUUGGCACCAGGGGCUGUGGUACCCACCUCCGUCAUUGCCCGGGUGUUGGAGAAGCCAGAGUCGCUACUGCUCAAUUCAGCCCAGUCAGGCAGUGCCGGGCGCCCCUUGGCUGAGGAUGUCUUUGUGCACGUGGACAUGAGUGGGGGUGCCCCGGGUGACCCAGCCAGUCCCUCAGCCCCUGGCAGCCCCACCCCCCAACCCAAUGGGGAGUGCCAAUCUCUGGGCACUGCUGGGGGCUCCCCAGAAGAGGAGCCGCCCCUGCCGGCCUUUGAGAAGCUGAGCCCCUACCCCACCCCGUCUCCACCACACCCACUGUAUCCUGGCCGCAAGGUAAUAGAGUUCUCUGAGGAUAAGGUGCGAAUUCCGCGCAAUAGCCCCCUGCCCAACUGCACUUACGCUACGCGCCAGGCCAUUUCCCUGAGCCUGGUGGAGGAGGGGAGUGAGCGGGCCCGCCCCAGCCCAGUGCCCAGCAGCCCUGCCUCAGCCCAGGCUUCACCCCACCACCAGCCCAGCCCUGCCCCCCCAACACUCAGUGCCCCAGCCAGCUCUGCCAGCUCUGAGGAGGACCUCCUGGCCAGCUGGCAGCGGGCAUUUGUGGACCGUGCUCCACCCCCGGCCGCCGUGGCCCAGCGCACAGCCUUUGGACGUGACGCACUCCCUGAGCUGCAGCGCCAUUUUGCUCUUAGCCCAGCUGACAGAGAUGAGGAGGUUCUGGCACCCUCUCCCCCACCCAGUGAGAGUGGGAUUUUGCUGCUACCAGAACCUGACUCUGGCCUUCCCAGGGAGGAGGAGGAAGAAGAGCUGAACCUGCCCAUCAGCCCCGAGGAAGAGCGCCAGAGCCUGCUGCCCAGUGGUAGUGGCACAGAGGAGGGGCCUGGCACCUCUCACACUGAGGUUAGGACCUGGGCACUCCCCAGCUCCAGCCGCCCCCAGCGCAGCCCCAAGAGGAUGGGGGUGCACCACCUGCACCGUAAGGACAGCCUGACCCAGGCCCAGGAGCAGGGCAACCUGCUCAACUAGGGCCCCUGCUUGCCUUCCUGCCGCUGCUGCACUGGGACUGCAAGGAGGCCUGGACCCUUGCAGCUCAGGGUCCCCUGCCCACCCGAGCCCUUGAACUUUCCUCCCUCCAGGCCUGCACAGCUCUGUUCCCUGUGUGGAUGGGGUCAGGCGGUGGCCACAUCAGGCCUUUCAGCUGCAUUAACUGUGACUGGCACUGGCUUGCCUCAUGGUUUUUCCCCUUUCUUCUUAGACUAUUUAUUCUCCAAAAGUAAUAUGCAGCCAGGGCUCAAGACCUUUCUUCCAAUCAGCCCAGCCCAAAUUGGGCUGUUCUGGGGAGCUGAGGGGUUUAUUACAUAAGUGUUCACUCUCCAUCCUCCUCUCAAAUCCAUGAGUUUUGUUUGUUUUUUUCGGGGUGGGGGGUGUUGUUGGGAUUAUUAACCUCUAAUUUCUAUUUUCCACCUGUUUCCCUCUCCCCCAAAUCCCCUGCACGAGCUGUUGCCUUCAAGGGGCCUGGCAUGGCAGGCCCUCGGGGAUGAGGGAGAGGGCUGACUCAGGGCUCUCCUCAGCUGUUUCCUUCCUCCCUCUGGAAGGGAGUAGAGGGUGGGAUUCGGGGGCUUCAAGCUCGGCUCUAUGUGAGCCCUAGCCCCCCUCCCAACCUUGGCUCUAGACUGUUACUCCCAGCUGUGGGAAAUUUUCACACUGAUGACUUUUAAAAUUAAAUAAAACUAUUUUACUGGUAUG
Ceratotherium simum simum (southern white rhinoceros) is the source of this 3195-nucleotide messenger RNA. NCBI's taxonomy places the organism in Eukaryota, Metazoa, Chordata, Mammalia, Perissodactyla, Rhinocerotidae. The record is from RefSeq and is a predicted model, not a curated record.